This is a messenger RNA of Coniophora puteana RWD-64-598 SS2, 2496 nucleotides long. RefSeq lists its product as uncharacterized. The coding region runs from base 196 to 1983 and encodes 595 amino acids. The transcript is spliced from 8 exons. The record is from RefSeq and is a predicted model, not a curated record. Lineage: Eukaryota; Fungi; Basidiomycota; Agaricomycetes; Boletales; Coniophoraceae.
AUUACUUAUUUUCUCUCUGGUUUCUGUAAAUACGCUUUGGACCCGAACUAGCUUACACAUAUUAAGCCAACCACCACAUUCCAUUUCCUUCCCCUUUUCGUUCCUCCCGUCCCCCGUCCCCUCCCGUCUCCCCUCCCGCUCUCCUCUCCGCCGCCCACGACGCCCUCGACUACAGAUCGGAAAAACAUCACGGAUAUGCCAGAACAGAUGGAAGUCGACGCUGCCAGCAACAGGUCUCCAGAGCCCCGCCAGGAGGACGAAACACAGCAGGUCCCGGCGUCUCCUCCACAUACCCCUAAGCCACCCUCUCCGCCUCCCUCUGCAUCUGCGAAUGCAGUCCCGCAGAAGCGCAAGUCGCCACCUAGUGAGAGUGGCUCAGCCGACGCUCAGGGCGAGAGCGCCGACGAGGAUCAAGAGAUCCCCAAAGACGAGUACGAGGCCGGCCAGGUCAUCUGUCAGACCUGCGGCCAAGGUGUCUCCUUCCGUGACGACGCCUCAGGCGGCUUUACCCUCAAGCACUGGGAUGCUCACCGGCAAAAGUGCGCGACGACGAUGCAGGCUCCCCCUGAACCAGUCAUAUAUACCCCAGAAAGUACCGCGGAGGCCCUCGCGAAUCCGCCACCUAAGCGGCGGCGAGCGAAGAGGACGGAGGAAGAGCGGAUCGAUUAUCUACGGUCCGACCCCUACGUUGCUGAAUUCGAAGCCUACCGCGUCCUCUGUGCGUCGUGCGACAAGUGGAUUCGUCUCCGUCCCAACUCGACGUACUGCUCGAUCCCCUGGGAUGCUCAUCGGAAGAGCUGCCUAUCUAAGAAAAUUAACAAGAACGUAUAUGGCCUUGCAGAGCGUAACUCCAUACUCGCGAAAGACCCUGACGUCCGCAAGUUCGAUGCCGAACGUAUUCUCUGCAAUUCAUGUGACACGUGGAUUGGUGUCAGCUCGAGCAACCACAUGCAGGCCGUGCAGCAGUGGCUCUCACAUCGCACCUCUUGCAAGAAGUCGCUGCCCGAUCGUAAUGCUGCUUCCUCCUCGAAAUCGGAGGGCGGUGCACAUUCGCGUGCAACGGAUUCCGCGGAUGCCAUGACACCCGGGGCGAACGGCAAGCUCGGCGGUGACCCUGAGUCGCCGUCCUCGUCGUUCAAGGAUCUCAACCCGGGUAACUUCCCGCCUGCACACGAGUCCCGCCGCCGCAACGCGGAGCAGCGGGCAUCGACACUCCGUGCGGAUCCCUACGUCGGCGAGGUUGAGCCCAACCGGGUGUUCUGUAAAUUAUGCAGGAAGUGGGUUCAGCUCAGGCAGGAUAGUUCUUACUGCGCCUAUCCCUGGCUCCAGCAUCGGGGCAAGUGUUUAAUACGACAUGAGCGCAAGGCGCAAAAAGCUGCGCAGCUUGAAGCCAAGAUGCACGGCGGUGCAAGUGGCUCCAGGCUCAGCCAUGACGAUGGCAUGUCUGAUGGAUCUGAGGACGAGCUCGAGUCCGAAGACGGUAUGAUCGAUGGCGCUGAAGAUGCAGAUGGCGGCUCUGCCUCCAGCGUGCACUAUCGCAAGCGUGCGAAGAAGCCGCGCCUCGACGGCCCCUCCGCUGUCAGUGGCGGCGGUGGGUGGGCCGCUGAAGGCUCAGCCUCUUCUAGGGGCGGCGCACGCGGAGGAGCACGCGGUGCCAAGGGCAAGUUUGCAGAGAUCCCCGUCGCGGAUGUUCCGCCGGGCGCUAGCCGCCUCAUGAGGCGGCUCAACAUCGGCUUUGCGGAGCUCAAUUCCGCGCCAGGCCGCACCAACUUCAUCUUUUCGUCGAUCGCGUAUUUGUUCAUGACAACAUACGAACCUUCGGAUGACAUGACGAUCUCCUCACUCCUCACCUACCUCAACACCACCAUUCCGCCAGACAAGUACGAGGACUUCGAUACCACCGAGGUGGUCAAGGCCGCUGCCGCCCUCCAGGAGCGUGGUGACAUCGUCUUUGAGGGCGACACCCUCCGCCUCCUCGAGUGAGCGGGAGUGGAUAUCGAUGUAGCAUCGUGCCUACUGCUCACGGCGCGAACGAAUCAAGUGGACCCUUCGAUCCACUCCCAUCUCAUCUGCCUGCCAGCCUGCUUGUACUACUAUGUCACUCUCUCAUACUCGCUCGUAUUUUCUUGGACUUUGUCGACAUUGGGAUGCCGCCACCUGGUUUAUUUAUGGCUUGACGGGCGUAUACCGUCUCAUCACGAUCCGAGUUCGCGUUACGUUUUCGGACACUCAUUCCCAAUGCUCCCAUUUCAUCUCUCAUCUCUCUCCCCUUCCCCCAUUGCUCUCAUCCAUACAACAUUUCAGUCCAAUCAAACCCAACCAUCGCAUGCUAUGCAUAGUAGUCGUCCAUGUCUUACGCUAUAUCGCUACUACCAUCUGCCUCUCGAGCAGUGUCCUAUAGCCGCAUUUUGUUGUUGUAUCCCUCACUGCAUGCUGUCUAGUGUCCCAUGUGCUCUUCGUUCUAUCACUACAAAAAUGGACAUAUUUCGUCUACCC